Molecule: messenger RNA, 1185 nt
Organism: Botrytis fragariae
Lineage: Eukaryota; Fungi; Ascomycota; Leotiomycetes; Helotiales; Sclerotiniaceae
Exons: 4
Coding region: 1-1185 (394 amino acids)
Source: RefSeq, a predicted model, not a curated record
AUGCUAGAGCCAGAAGCAAAGAAUCAUGCCGAUACUGAUGCGGAUGAGAUCGAAGAAGUGUCUUUGAUUUUAUCUUUAUCACAAGACGUCGCUGCACCGGUCUUGCUGGAUACCCAUGAAGCCGGUAUGAUUUCGAGCGCAUUGCAGAUUUGGGAUGUUAUCGCCGAGGAUACCUUGAAUCUCGAACUACCAAAUGAAGAUUGGAACCUCGAUAUUGAAGAAUGUAUCUUAGAGCAUAUGGAUAUUUCAGUUUUCAGCAAGCCUACAAGAUAUUCCCCACGACUGUUACCAAUAGAUACGUCCCCUGUUUUCGCGAGCUAUCAACCGGAAGAUAAUGGUUCAUACUCUAGACUAUACAAUCAGCCGGUACCCAACGCCCCAAAAGCAUUUGUACUUCGAAAACUGUCCAAUAAUCAAUUUUCCCUGAACAGAAGCUACAUAUUGUGCACUUUACCGACCUACCCCUCAAUGCUACUUCCUAGUAAUGACGAUGGACUUCCACCAUUUAUUCACCCUCAUUUCAACAACCGUAAAGCGCUUCCCGCACCGCUAGCUACAUGUGCUAACCUCAUACAAUGGAUAAGUGUUAAGAACGAGGAUAACGUUUUGUUCAUAUGGGGGUGCAUUAGAAUGGAGAUUGACAGAAUAUGUACCCAGUAUACAACAUACAAUAGUGAAGAUUCCGUCGCCGCUCUUCACGCCAUAACGAUUUAUUUUCUACUUCGAAUUUCAGAAGAUAAUGAGAAGGCAACUAAUUUUGAUGUUCCACUAAUUUCCACAAUGAUUAAAGUUUCGAUGUACGUUGCUCACCUGGCAGAAGACCUCCAGAAUGAGGGUGUCCCAUCGUGGAAAGAAUGGGCACUGGCCGAAUCCACACGCCGCACAAUUAUCAUACUAUUCUUUAUCGACCUUUUCUUUGAUGUCUCCUCCUCAGUCCCGGAAUAUCGCUGCGACGGAAAUCGCCUAAAAUAUAUGACUCUACCCUGUUCUCGCAAACUCUGGAGAGCGACUACAAAUGAAGCGUGGGAAAAUGAGUAUACAAAUUCAAUGAGAGGCAUACGGCUUACGUAUGGAGAUCUGAUAAAUUCUCGAACUAGGCCUGAGGAUCGGAGAUUAGAUGGGUGGUUGUCUCAGUUGGAUGAAUUUGGAAUGCUGGUUUUGGCUGCGGCAAGUUUGACUUCGUGA